Messenger RNA from Photinus pyralis (common eastern firefly), 654 nucleotides. Its product is annotated as tachykinin-like peptides receptor 86C. Gene Ontology annotation, molecular function: tachykinin receptor activity. The coding region runs from base 76 to 654 and encodes 192 amino acids. The transcript is spliced from 7 exons. Gene Ontology annotation, cellular component: plasma membrane. The record is from RefSeq and is a predicted model, not a curated record. Gene Ontology annotation, biological process: G protein-coupled receptor signaling pathway. Lineage: Eukaryota; Metazoa; Arthropoda; Insecta; Coleoptera; Lampyridae.
CUUUUCAUAUGCGAAACUGAAAAAGUAACGAUUUUUCAAACAUGACUUAGGAUAACGUUAUUAUCCCAUAGAAGAAUGAGGACCGUAACUAACUACUUCCUUAUGAACUUGAGCACCGCCGAUUUAUUACUCUCCACAUUAAAUUGUUUCUUCAACUUCAUAUACAUGCUGCAAGGGCACUGGCAAUUUGGCAGUUGGUACUGCACCGUAAAUAAUUUCAUUGCCUACGUAACUGUUGCAGCAAGUGUAUUUACACUAACAGGGAUAUCAUGCGAUAGGUAUCUGGCUAUUGUACAUCCCUUGCAGCCAAGGAUGUCAAAAACAUCAUCAUUAGUUACAAUCGUCCUUAUAUGGAUAGCUAGUAUGAUUAGUGGAUUCCCGUGCCUGCUAUAUUCGACGACAGUAACAUACAAGUAUAGAAACAAAUCACGAAUAGCGUGUAUACUAGUGUGGCCAGAUGGACAACCGACUGAUUCUAGCAUGGAUUUUGCGUAUCAAGUAGUAUUCAUCAUUUUAACAUACUUGGUGCCCAUGGUGUUAAUGGUCUGUUGUUACACUGCGAUGGGCAAAGUUCUGUGGGGAUCUCAUUCAAUCGGUGAAAUGACGCAAAGGCAGUUAGAUUCGAUAAAGUCUAAACGAAAGAUGUCGUUAUAG